GGACAGACGGGUUCCCUGCGCCGACAGCCGGUACCAACCAUGGCUGACCAAUCGAAAAUGUACCGCUGGGAUGGUUCCUUCGACUUCAAGCGGAGGGAAGAUUGGGAUUACAAGCAUUCCUUCAAUUUCAUGGCGGGAUGGCUUGGACAAGACGAAACCAAAGAAGCGCAGAGACGGAAAAAAAAGAUGGGAACGGUUGAUGAACAAGCGCCUCCGCUUCCAAAGGACGACAGCUUGGUCGAAACGAUCGAAAAGACGGCGAAACAUGUGCACAAGUCGAACGAUCCAACGGUUUUCGAGCACUUGGUGCAGGAGAAGAACAAGGGCAGAUCCGGAUGGGACUUCCUUCGAGAAGGUGGUGAAGGUCGUGACUACUACCUUUUCUGCCUGCACUGUUGUGAACGCGAGGUUGAUCCCAGACCGAUGGCAUUACAUGCCCGAAAAGUGAAAGAAGACCGGGAAUUGAAGCAGGCAAAUGCGAAAGCCAACGUUUUCACUGGGUAUCAAGGCGGAUCGUUUGGUUUUGGCCCUGUUUGGCCAACGAAAUCCUGCGAUAGAGAUGUGUUUGCACAUGUUUGCAUUAAUGGCACAAACAGAUCAGAAAUGAAAGUGACCCUCGCAGGAUAG
Cladocopium goreaui is the source of this 627-nucleotide messenger RNA. The record is from the annotation of a GenBank genome assembly. NCBI's taxonomy places the organism in Eukaryota, Dinophyceae, Suessiales, Symbiodiniaceae.